Eremomyces bilateralis CBS 781.70 is the source of this 1273-nucleotide messenger RNA. RefSeq names its product phytanoyl-CoA dioxygenase family protein. Bases 1 to 957 code for a protein of 318 amino acids. The transcript is spliced from 2 exons. The record is from RefSeq and is a predicted model, not a curated record. NCBI's taxonomy places the organism in Eukaryota, Fungi, Ascomycota, Dothideomycetes, Eremomycetales, Eremomycetaceae.
AUGGCUCCAGCAACAGUGUCCAAAGGUUGGAAGAUCCAUGAGUUCACUCCGGAAACCGCAACUCCACGGAAGCUUGCCGACGCUCUCAUCCAGGACAGUGGCUGUUUCGUACGUGGGCUCAUUCCUCUCCAAGUGAUGGAUCAGAUCGAGAAAGACGUGCGUCCGUACUUCCAGAACGACCAACCAUGGCUCGACAAAGUUGCCUUCCCCGACAAGUCACGCCGUGUACAAGGCAUUGUCAGUAGAUCCAGGGCGUGGACGGAGAGCCUCAUUGGAAACGAGCUGUAUCAGGAUACGGCCAACAUCAUCCUGUCUUCCAAAAUAGCGUAUUGGUAUGGAGACAUCCGGGUGGAAAAUGCCCAUUACCCCAAGCUCUGCAGCGCUCUGGGCUUCUCCAUUCUGCCUGGCGCCGAAGCGCAAGGUCUUCAUCGGGAUUGUACCAUUCACCACAACGGUCUGGAAGAGAUUACCCCGAAGCAGUAUAGGCCGGGCCGCGAUACGCAGUUCGGAAUGUUUGUGGGUGGUAACAAGGGAACCAAAGAAAACGGCAUCACUCGCUUUGUCCCACGUAGUCAUUUGUGGGAUAUGGAAACAAAAUCAUGUGAAGAUCAGGCGGUGUACGCGGAGAUGGAAAAAGGGGACGCAUUUUUCAUGCUUGGAAGCUGUUACCAUGGGGGAAGCGCGAACAACACGAAGGAUGAAGAGCGUUUACACGAGAAUCAGUUUUGGUCUCACUCCAAAGAAACCAUCGCCUCAUAUGACAAGCGGAUGCAGAACAUUAUUGGCUAUAGACUGAGCACUCCACUGCUGGGCUGGGUUGACUGGCGGGAUCCCAAGGCUCUCCUAGUUCCAGAAGAAGAGGCCAGGGCUUAUGGAAUUGGCUACAUCGAGGAUGAGAGGGUCGAGUAUCUCAACAUGCCAGCAGAAACCAACCGACCCGAGGUCACUGUGACGUGAGCUGGUUCAGCAGUGUUGUUGAUCGAGGUAUCGAAAUGUGUACAUUAAUCAAACUCUUCUCACAUAUGGUCAAGUGAUGGCUUUCCCAUGCGUCUAUCAUCGACGAGCCUCCAGUCGGCCUCCGCGCUCUAAUUCGUCCUGCGUUCAUUACUCUGCUUAAAUAAAUGUGGUUUCGUCGAGAAGAAGUGGGCGCUCGGCAAAUGGGUUUCUUGCUGCCUUCUCGCUGCCUUUAUAGUAGUAAAUAGCUCCUCAUAGCUAGGUACCGACAGUACCGUACUGGAUCCAUGACAUGAGUCGAAGCAGGGCUCGAAACAGA